Molecule: messenger RNA, 1438 nt
Organism: Phalaenopsis equestris
Lineage: Eukaryota; Viridiplantae; Streptophyta; Magnoliopsida; Asparagales; Orchidaceae
Product: alpha-amylase isozyme 3C
Exons: 4
Coding region: 1-1266 (421 amino acids)
Biological process (GO): carbohydrate metabolic process
Molecular function (GO): alpha-amylase activity; calcium ion binding
Source: RefSeq, a predicted model, not a curated record
AUGAGAAACCUUUACGCUCCAUUGCUUCUUCUUCUUCCUUUUCUCCACUCGGGAUUUGGACAGAUUCUUUUCCAGGGCUUCAACUGGGAAUCAUGGAAACAGGGAGGAGGAUGGUAUAACUUAUUGAAAACCCAAGUAGCAGACAUCGCUGCCAUUGGAGCCACACACGUAUGGCUUCCUCCUGCUUCGCAUUCUGUUUCUGAGCAAGGCUACUUGCCAGGAAGGCUAUACGACCUAAACGUUUCAAAAUACGGCAACCAGGCCGACCUCAAAUCCCUAAUCCAAGUCUUCCAUAACCAUGGAAUCAGAUCCAUCGCCGACAUCGUCAUAAACCAUAGAACCGCAGAGAAACAGGACUCAAGGGGCAUAUACUGCAUCUUCGAAGGAGGCACACCAGAUGCCCGUCUCGAUUGGGGACCUCACAUGAUCUGCAGUGAUGACACCGCCUAUUCCGACGGAACCGGCAACCCAGACACCGGCGCCGGCUACCCCCCUGCGCCCGACAUCGAUCAUCUCAACACUGACGUCCAGCAAGGGCUCUCAGAUUGGAUGAAUUGGCUCAAAACCGACAUUGGAUUCGACGGCUGGCGACUGGACUUCGCCAAGGGGUAUUCGGCUGCCACGGGAAAGAUCUAUUUGGAGAGAACGGCGCCGAGCUUUGCGGUUGCAGAGAUCUGGAGCGGUCUGGCUUAUGAUGGGGACGGUAAGCUGAGUUACAAUCAGAAUGGGAAUAGGCAGGAGUUGGUGAAUUGGGUGGAGGGUGUUGGGGGGAAGGCGAUGGCGUUUGAUUUUACGACGAAGGGGAUAUUGCAAGCUGCGGUGGAAGGAGAGCUAUGGAGGAUGAUUGAUGGUGAUGGGAAAGCGCCGGGGUUGAUUGGGUGGUUGCCGGGGAACGCCGUCACUUUUGUUGAUAAUCACGAUACAGGUUCUACUCAGAAGCUUUGGCCUUUCCCAUCUGAUAAAGUGAUGCAGGGCUAUGCUUAUAUUGUUACACAUCCAGGAGUACCUUGCAUUUUCUACGAUCAUAUUUUUCUGUGGGGACUGAAGGACGAGAUAAGCAAGCUUGUAGCAAUAAGAACUAGAAACGGGAUAAACCCAAGCAGCAAACUGCGAAUAAUAGCUCAUGACAGCGAUCUAUAUAUGGCAGCCAUUGAUGAGAAAAUUAUAGCUAAGAUUGGAACAAGACUUGAUGUUGGGAAUCUUCUUCCUCCUGAUUUCAAAUUAGCAACUUCUGGUAAUAACUAUGCUGUGUGGGAGAAAAUGUAAGCAACAAUGGCCAAUCUAUAAAUUGUCUUUGCCUAUGAAUUUCUUCCUAGUUGGUGUUUGAAUGGUCAGCUACUUAAUUUUCAUGGUAAUUUGGUAUGCUGUGAGAGCAGGUAAUAGUAAUUUAAAUAUUGUGGUAAUACUUUCCAGCCAACUAUUAGGAUGUAUCAAAGAA